Molecule: messenger RNA, 1965 nt
Organism: Huiozyma naganishii CBS 8797
Lineage: Eukaryota; Fungi; Ascomycota; Saccharomycetes; Saccharomycetales; Saccharomycetaceae
Gene: BDF1
Product: chromatin-binding protein BDF1
Exons: 1
Coding region: 1-1965 (654 amino acids)
Biological process (GO): chromatin remodeling; regulation of DNA-templated transcription
Cellular component (GO): nucleus; chromatin
Source: RefSeq, a predicted model, not a curated record
AUGGCCGAACAUAUGGACUACAACAUCGCUGCUGAGACCGUGGUCGAUCCUCGGAUUAUGGCGGACACUGAGAAAGGUGUUGGGGGUGCACAGGUCCUGUCUGAGGGCGGGGCGGCGUCGGCACAGGCUCCGCACUCUGCGCUUACCCCCGCUCCAGAGGUGAAGGAGGAGGAGAAGGUUGUGGCGGUGGUGGAGGAAGCUAAACAAGAUGCUGUGGCCGAGGAACCUGCAGAAUCCCCCUUGCAAGGUCCUAAUGGUCUGCCCUAUGUGGACCCUGCUACUGCCGUGCCCGUGCCGGCACCACCACAGGAGCCAGAUACAAAUAACCUCCCGGAACAUCCGAUCCCGGAACAUCAAAAGAGACACGCGCUGCUGGCGAUUAAGGCAGUUAAGCGUCUGAAAGAUGCUAAACCUUUUUUACAACCAGUGGAUACGGUUGCUUUGAAUCUACCACUGUACUUCAACUACAUUAAAAGGCCGAUGGAUCUGUCGACAGUGGAGAGGAAACUUAAUCUGAACGCAUACGAAACGCCAGAAUCCGUUACCGAGGAUUUCAACCUGAUGGUGGAUAACUGUGUUAAAUUCAACGGGCCCGCAUCGGCGAUAGCACAGAUGGCCAGAAAUAUACAGGCGUCGUUCGAAAAACAUAUGCUGAACAUGCCUGCGAAAGAUGCACCAGUUAUCAUACAGCAGAACAAGUCCCGGAAAAAGAAGAAGGGAGGGGAGGAUGAGGAUACGCCUGUGGUCAUCAGGAGAGCGCAGACGCACAGCGGGAGACCCAAGAGAGAGAUCCACCCUCCUAAAUCAAAGGACAUAUACCCAUACGAAAACAAGAGGCCCAAGUCCAAGAAGCUGCAGCAGGCAAUGAAGUACUGUGUCUCCGUCGUGAAGGAGUUGACCAACAAGAAGUACGCUUCGUUCAACUACCCAUUCUUGGAGCCCGUUGAUCCAGUGUCGAUGAAUUUGCCCACAUAUUUUGACUACGUCAAGGAACCCAUGGACUUGGGAACGAUCAGUAAGAAGUUGAGCAACUGGGAGUACCAAACAAUGGAGGAGUUUGAAGCUGAUAUCAGGCUCGUGUUCAAGAACUGUUACUCGUUCAACCCUGAUGGCACCAUCGUGAACAUGAUGGGCCACAGACUGGAAGAAGUGUUCAACUCGAAAUGGGCCGACCGCCCCAUGUACUCGGACUAUGAGGAUGACGAGGAGGAGAGUGACGACGGUGAUGACUACUCGGACGCGUACGAUAACGGCGAGGACGAGGACGAAGACAUCGACGAGACGUCCAUUACAAACCCAGCUAUUCAGUACCUAGAGGAACAACUCACGAGGAUGAAAGUGGAACUGCAACAAUUAAAGAGGCAAGAACUGGAUAGGAUCAGACGGGAAAGGCGACUGGCGCGCGGCGGGAAGCAACGCUCGCAACAAAAGAAGAGGAAGCGCUCGAAGUCGAAUCUGAAGCAAAGGAACAAAAAGAAGCUCAAAACAGUGGUCACGUACGACAUGAAACGGCUCAUUACAGAUCACAUAAACGACCUGUCUGCAGAGAGUAUGGAGAAGGCAGUAAAGAUUAUCAUGCCCGACAGCACGGGCGAGGAAGAGGUAGAGCUUGACUUGGACACGCUGAGCAACGAUACAAUUCUCACUCUGUACAACACUUUUUUCAGGAAGUACGACAAGAGCGAGGAAGCCAACGGCAACUCUCUCAACGGUCACGACCACCCAUCCCUAUCGCCUCAGAGCACAAUGGGCAUCUCGGCAAAGAAGAGAAGAUCUAAGGCCCUAUCCCAAGAGGAACAAUCGAAACAGAUCGAAAAAAUUAGAAGUAAACUGGCAUACUUGGACCACGCAUCUCCACUGAGUCAAAACGGUUCCCCAUUGAACAUGGGGUAUCAGCAAAAGGGAUCCACCUCUUCUUCUUCAUCCUCGGGCGAUGAUGAGGAUAGUGAAAGUGAAGAAGAGUAA